This is a messenger RNA of Dimorphilus gyrociliatus, 16633 nucleotides long. NCBI's taxonomy places the organism in Eukaryota, Metazoa, Annelida, Polychaeta, Dinophilidae. The record is from the annotation of a GenBank genome assembly.
AAUGGAGUUGCUUUUCAUGCUGAUUUUCGCUUUAAUUCCUAUGGUAAAAAUUGCGCAAGGCUUAAUUAGAAAUGAUACGCAAGGAAAGUUUUCCACUGAUUUCGUUUGGUUUGAUGGAACACCAUUGAAUUUUCAUAAUUUCGACAAUGGCGAAAAUAAUUACAUGAACAACGAACCCUACGUAGUCAUGGAAACAAAAACUGGAAUGUGGUUAGACGUUCCUGAGACGUAUAGCAAUCCUGGCUAUAUUUGUGAAAUAUCAGAAAUUGAUAAGAGUGGCUGUAGACCUUAUUGGCACGUUCUAAAGAAGUAUAAAGAUCCUAGACCAUCCGUUAAAUUCGAGGGUCCAUUAGAGAUUUGUCUUCAAGACUGCUUUUCUGGUAAACUCGGCAAUUGUUCUAGUAUUUCGUGGAAUAUUAUUACCAAACAAUGUUUUAUACAUUCGACAAAAGUUUUUGCUGAGGAUUUUGAUAAAUUAAUCUUUGAUUCAACAUUUAACAUUUAUCAAUGGGAAUGCGAAGGCAAUACGGCGCCAUUUUGUAUGAAGGAAAGUACUGUUAUAGAUAAUCUUCCUGAAUCGAGUUUUACAGCAUCUACUGUAAAUGUUUUGGAUCAGUCUCAACCUCAACAAGCCAAAGUUGAAAGUUUCAAACAAGACAACUUUCUGGGAUGUUUUAGACCACAAAACAUAAACCUAUUCCAAUGGCUUCAAGUAGAUCUCAUAAAUCUUUACAAUAUAACUGGAUAUCAUAUUCUAGGUGGAGAGAGACACGGCAAACAUACAAUAGAGAAUCAUUACUUUUUGCAUAGUUUGAAUUGUUUAGAUUUUUCUUGGUACAAUAGAAAAGAAACAAAAGAAAUUAUUGAAAUGAUUGGUCAUAAAUUCUGGUCUCUGGCUAGGGUUAUUCUCUUCAAAUUGCCAAUUGUUUUACGUUGUUUUCGCAUUAAUCCCAAAAGUUGGCACUUGACACCGGAUUUCCGUUUAUCAGUUCGGGGUUGUCAGCUGGAUGAAAACAUUUCAGUUAGAGAUCUGGAAGGAGUUGCAUUGGGAAUGGAGUCGGGUCUUAUAGAUGAUAUGCAAAUAAGCGCAAAACAUAUUACGACUAGUACUACUUAUCACUAUGCCCCUUUUCUAGCAAGAUUGAGAGGCCGUGCCAGUGAUUAUCCUUUCCAGAAACAGUGUUUUAUCCCAGUCAAGAGUGACGAUUGGUUCGAUGUAACAUGGUCAUUGCCCAUUCAAUUCUAUGGGUUGAGUGUAGCUCCGUCCGCAACUUCCGCAGGUUAUCUUAAAAAAUUCUCUCUGGCUGUAGCCUACCAUAUUGAAGACAUGUUGGAAAAGGUCAAAAAUAGCAAUGGAGAAGUCUUACAGUUUUCUGGAUCAAUCGAAUGGCAAACGCUCACCCCAAUUCAAGUAAGAUUGGACGAGCCUAUAAGAGCUAGAUAUGUUCGUAUUUACUCAGAUAGCGUCAUCGGCUCUGGAUGUGCGUUAUUUGAAUUUUAUGGGAAAUUAGAUGCCGUUUGUCCAAGACUUGACCUUGAAAACAAUGCAACAACAACGGCAACUUGUCCUAUGCAACAGAAAACGACAAAUAUUUACAAUAAAACGUCAAAUUCAACUUAUAAAAGAGUGGAAUCUACAAUCGUCAUUGAAUUUCAUUUAUUAUAUCAUUUAACAGCUGUUCAAAUUCAAUUUUCAAAUACACCAAUUCCAGAAUGGAGCAUAGACUGGUCUAGGGGCAAUAACGUUUGGAGACCAUUGGAUAAAUAUACAAUUAACCGAUUAGACGAUGAUAAAACCUUUAAUAUAACAUUACUAAAUCUUCAUUCGGCAACUAAAUUACAAUUAAACUUCUGGAGUUUAGCUAGUAAUUUCGUUAUCCCGUGCGUUGAGUACUUUGUUAAUGCAUGCGAAGCUGAAGCUUGUCCACCAAAUACAAUAGAAUACGGUGAAUCAUGCUAUCAAUACUUUCCUGGUUCAAUCUACGGUAGUUCGAAUGAUGAUACUAACUUGAUAAGGAGUAUUUGUAGGAAUGUUGUCUGGUCUAGUGAAGCAUACGUCAUUGAAAUUUCCUCAAUAGAAGAAGAUUCACUUGCCGUAUAUUUAAUGAGAAGAUUAACAUCUAGAAUAUUUAUUGGAUUGAUAAGAAAUGAUUCCAUUGCGCAAACUAGUCGAAUGAAGAAGCUAAAUUCAAACGUUAAUUGGCAGUGGACUAAUGACGCUCGGCAUAAUUUUACAAAUUUCGAUCGUGAUUACAUGACCGGGGAGCCUGACAUUCCUUCACAAUAUUGCGCAUUUUCUUCAAAUCAAGGCUGGCAUAACGUAGAUUGUUCUGUUUAUAGUCAUUAUAUAUGCGAAAUGAAGGCUAAUAGGAAAAUCGAUGCCCCAAUCAUCAAGUGGUUCUUUCUUCACAAUGCUCGAUUAAAUUCUGCUCAUUUGGCGCAAACCUAUGAAACUGCUCAGGUUGAGGGUUGCUCGUACCUGUGUCAACAUCAAACAAGCUUUAAGUGUAAAGGUUUCAGUUUUAAGCUUAAGAAUACUGAUAGAAAAUGCUAUUUGUACAAUGGUACUACCACUUCCGAUACAAAUUCUGAACCGAUAUACGAUACUAGCCAUUGGGACACUUGGGAAAUGUAUUCUAUAGUUGAGGGUGAUGAAAAAGAGGAAGCUUUAAUUAAUGGUCCAACUGGAAUUUCGGAUGGCAACAUUGAAACUGAUGUAGUACUAUAUCCAACCAAGUAUGGAGUAUCUCAAUUGCGGAUGGUUGAUAGACAAUUCUACGGUUUAUCUAACCCAAUGAAUGGCGGCCACUUUCGUCUAUCAUCCGUAAAUUCAUAUAUAAAAUUCAAUUUUGGAAGAAUAGUUAGAAUGACAAGAAUUAAUAUAGAGGGCGCUGGUGGUAGGGAUAAUACGUGGAUAAAAUAUUUCUAUUUGGACGUCAGUAAUAGAACAGAUAUUGUAAAUAUUGUAAAAACGUCUAAGGGAGAACGUCGGAAAUUUUUUGGAAAUAUUAACCAUAAAUCUGUCGUUCAAAAUGCAUUCAAUCCCUACCUGAUUGCUCAAUACGCUGUAUUUUAUCCUGGAAUUUAUCAAGGAAGAUUGGCGUUAAGGCUUGAAAUAUUUGGUUUCAACUACAGCAGUGGUAUUGAUGUUGAUAAAUUCACAAAACCGCUCGGUUUAACAAAUCUUUAUAUAUUACAUUCUCAAAUGUUAUCCGAAAAACUGUUCAACUUAGAUUACGGAAUUCACGAAAUUCGGUUGGGUUGUAUACCUGUUUUUCAAACUUUUGGAUAUUAUAUUUCAUCGGGAAAGUGGCAAUUUGAUCUGGGAAUUCAACAUCAUAUUGUAAAAGUUAUAUCAAGUGGUCAGUGUAAUGGAAACGGCUAUUUGAAAAGCUUUGGAGUGAUGUAUACAAAUGAUCUGGUUGAAUGGUACGAUCAUACAACAAACAAUGGAGAAAUAAAAAAAUAUACUGUUCAUCAUUCAAACCAACUUUUUCAAUUGGUAUUUCAUCAGCCAAUUAUCGCUCGUUAUAUAAGAUUCACUUAUACUGGAGAGUAUCAUAUAGUUAGUAGUAUUACUAUGGAGUUGUAUGGUUAUCCAGCUAAACAUCCAAAAUUGAAUACAACUGAUAAAUUCCCUAAGAUCAUUAUUGCAUCAUCCUACAAAAGUUUGGCUACUUCUCCUAAAAUGGCACUCAAUACUAAAGAUACCUUUUGGUGUAUGAGCGACAGUGACACGGGUGCUUGGUGGUUUGUUGACUUUGGUGUGAUAUACUAUAUAGAAAGGAUUUUCAUAUAUUAUAAAGAAAGCUUACAAUGGGAUAACUGCAAUGAUACUUUAAUAUAUGGAGCUCAGUACAAUAAAACAAAUAUGAAUAGAAUUGAAGAGGAAAUAACGUGUGAGUACGAAAUGAAUAGAACUGUUAUUUUCUCGUCGCCUGCUUUGAGGUUUCGCUUCAUCCGCCUAAACUUUAAUAAAAGACACGAAGAAUGUAUGAGAUUUGAAUUUUUUGGUGAAAAAGCGCCAGUUUGUCCACCAGGUUCGGUAAGAAAUUUGAAUAAAUGUUAUACAACUUCCGAUGUACAAGGAACGUUUGAGGCGUGUCGUAAAUUCUGUCAGAAUGGAUUUAGUUGGAAAGGUGAAGGCAAUUUGGUAAUGCCAAAAACUACAAUAGAGAUAGACUUUGUUAAAAGACAUUUCGUUUUGAAUAAGAAGAUGUACGGUAUCUAUAUAGGUGCUAAGCAAACAACGCUGGAUAAAUUUGUUUGGCUGGAUGGAACAAAAGUUACAAACUAUUUAACAAGAGCUUCAAAUUAUGUUCCUGUCUACACUUGGCCUUGUAUUAUCGCUAGAGAUUUCUUUGAUAGAAGCACUUGCAAUGAUUUGGCAUAUGCAAUGUGCGAAACUUUACCAAAUUUACCAGACGAUGAGAGAGAUUAUACUGCUGAGGAAAAAUGUCAGCCUAUAUAUAGUCUAAAGCCAAAUUAUAAUCCAUUGGUUAGUCCUAAAGCGUAUAUAGAUCAUACCUAUCUGAGAACUUGCUUGGACUAUUGUCUCUCCCAGCAGUUUUGCUUUGAUGAUAAAAGUUCUAGAUUAAUGCCGGAAGGAAAUGACGAAAGUGAACAAGAAUUUAAUGUAACAGUCAACAUUUACGGAGCGUAUAAUCACAUACACGUCAAUUACUUGGUGGGAAGUAGUCGCACUUCUAACGUACCAGCAGUGUGCUCGCUAGCGUUGAGCACCGAAUGCUAUUUGGAAGUGAAUUUUAACAGAUUAGUAAGAUUAACUGCCUUUACUACAUCCGGCAGAUAUUCUUUUAAUCAAUAUACAAAGACAGCGCAGAUUUUUUACAAAAGAUCUUCAUAUGACCAAUGGUUAGCCAUAAGGGAUAAGGACGGUGAUAUAAUUAAUUAUUUUAUACAAGAAAGCUCAGAUUAUUAUAAUCAUAUAGAAUUCGCUCCAAACAUUGUUUGUGAGUCGUUAAGAUUCAAUCCAACUAGUAAAAAUAACUAUGCUUCUCUUAUUCUUCAACUGUAUGGAAGAUAUUUAAAUGAAGAUGAAAUUCCAAUUUUUACUCCUAAAUGCAACCAUCCACUGGGUAUUGGCAACACAAACCAAAUGCAUGCUUCGCAAAUAACUUCUCCAUCUUAUACCAAGCCCUACUAUAUAUAUAAUAUUAAACUGGAUAGCGUAAACUGUUGGAUUACCAAUUCGCCACCACCAAAUGACUAUAUACAAAUAGAUUUAGGUCAUGUAUACCUUGUUACAGGUUUUAUUUCCCAAUCCUGUAAAAAUCAAAAGUAUUAUAUUUACGACUUUUCGGUCGAGUACUCAUUAUAUAGAAUUCAUGGAUGGAAAAUGUAUGAGGAGCCUCUAAAUCGUAAAACACUUUAUCUUAGAAGUAAUCCUACUUUGACGAGAAAUAUGAAGUACUUGUUACUUUUUAACAAUACAAUAGAAUCAAGAUUUAUGAGGUUCACACCAAAACAAUGGCUAGGGAAGAAAGCUUUACGCUUGGAAAUUAUUGGCUGCAUUAAACAACAAGAUCCAGUAAAGAAUCCAUCAAAUGAAUUAGAAAGAAUCCUUAUCCAAGAAGAUUCUGUUCAAGGAAAUUCAAUAUAUUGGGGAAGUUUAUUGAUUAAUGAAAAUGCUAAUUUAGCAUGCCCUAAACAUUUUACCCAACAACAACAACCAAUUAAAAUAAGUCUAAAUUUUAAAACGGUUUACACAGUAACUGGAUUUUCAAUAGUUUCCAAUGCAACCCAACUUAUGAAAUUAACAAUUCAGUACUCAAUCAACUCUGUUGACUGGUAUAACUAUACAAAUGGCAUUGAUCAUUUACAGUCGAAUUCAUUACACCAAGUUUUAUUAUCCAUUCCCAUAAUGGCUGUACACGUUGCGCUCUUUAUUCAAAGUGAAAGUUUCGUUUGCUGGAAAAUAUCUAUUCAUUGUAAAAAGUACUCAGAAUGUCCGCCUGGAUAUUUUGUUUUUGGUAGAAAAUGCAUCUCUCAUUCAUUUUCUACACCAGCCACGUAUGCCAAUUCAAUUGAGCAGUGUAAAGGUAUACCAUGGCUUGGUGAAGGGAACCUAAUUUCACCGAAAUAUGAUGAAAUUCUAAAUGUAUUCCUUCAAGGUUUCUUUUCAAAAAAUUCGCAAAAAACACGUAUGGGAUUAACAUAUAAAACUGGUAAAUAUACCUGGCCUGAUGGAAGUACUCUACCAACGGACGAGAUAAUUCGAUGGCACACAUCAAAAGGAUCCGGUAGUUGUGGAGGUUUUGACAUAUUGUCUGGUUUCUGGAUAAAGCUAUCUUGUAAUUUAGACAAUAUUUUAAUAUCUUGUGAAAAAGAGGCAAUAUUACCAGUUAAUGAAAAAAUUGGACAGUUGUGGACAGUUGUUGAUGCAGCUUCAUUAAAUGCAACUAGCAGUAAAAUGGUUUAUAAAAGUGACUUUAAUACCAGAUUUGACUGUUUAAUGGCGUGUAAUGAAGAGAUCAGAUUUAUUUGUAUUUCAUUUGCUUUUGAUACAAAUACAAAGGAUUGUAUACUUUAUUCGUCAAAUACCUACUCAAAAAACGCUUACCUCAAAAGAGACGUUGACGAUAAAGAUAAACUAUACUUUGAAACUGUUUAUCCUGGUAAAUGCUUUCAAAGGCUUAUUGAAGAAAAGGUUUUGGGAAUAAAAUGGAACGUCUCUUCAGAAUACGACUCAUCAACGGAUAAAACUAAACUACCGCUGCACGUUCGAAAAGGCCCGGAAGGUUUUUGGAGAUCUAGCAAUGAAGAUUUAAAUCCGUGGAUCCUCUUCUAUUUCGAUCAAUCAUUGACAAUCUCUUCGUUCGUAUUACAAGGAACAGGAAAAUUGAAUGAACCCGGAUAUGUUAAAAAUUUCACAAUAGAAUCAUCUUUAAACAAUGUAGACUGGAAGAAUAUUUCUUGGGAUAUCAGUAAUAAUCGUGUUUUUCAAGGGUUGUUCAAUCACUAUUACGCAAGAUUUUAUACAUUUAAAACUAAUCUAAUAACCCGUUUUCUUAAAUUCAAUCUUCUUGAUAAGAAUUUAUAUUUCGCUAUGCAAAUUGAAUUGUAUGGUUGCGUUGAAUUUAUUGCAGAUUGUCUAUCGCUGCAAUCGUCGUCUAACUUUUAUGUUAGAGGAGCCGAUAAGAGUGCUAAAUUAAAAUGUUUUGGAGAUUGGACAAUUCUUGGACAAAAGCUAUCAAUGGAUGGUUUAUUGCCAAAAUCUUGGUCUGAUUAUAAGAAUGGAUAUGAAGAUGACAAAGAAUUCUGGGCUGGCAACCAAUUAGCGAGCUAUUUAACAAAUUUUAGAGAGUAUAAUGGAAGAAUUGAUAUGUGGUCGAAAGAUGGCAGUCACGUGCACAAUGAAUUCCAAGGAAUUCUUAUUGAAUCAGAAAGUAAAUUAUAUUCAAGAACCAUAUCAAAAUUCUUAAGUGGCAGUGCUCAAUCAGCCGACUUUUUAAAUACUGCCAAUUUUUACACAAUCGACAGUGACAAUGAAUUAUCUUGCGCACAAAAUACAAAUAGUGAUAAUGUUGCUCUUGGUAAAAUAGCUUUUCAAAAGACAACUAAAGGGGACAAUAAAGCUAAUCUGGCAAUUGAUGGCAUAUCACUUAGUGAUGCUACACUAGGCUAUUGCGCAAUGGGGGAAUUUACAACCAAUCCUUGGUGGGUUGUCAAUUUACAAAAAGUUUUUAAUGUCACAGGAAUAACAGUUGCGAAUAGGAAAGAUUGUUGCUCUUCCGAAUUAUCCAACUUUACAAUAGGUCUCUCGGAGACGUUUGAUGAAAGUCAUUUUGAUACUUCAGUAUUUAGAUUAUGCAAACAUUACACUGGAGCUAUUGGAGCUGGUGUAAAGCAGACAAUUGACUGCGACGAUGAAUCUAUUAAAGGUUCAUAUCUAGGUAUCUGGAUGGUAGGUGAAAAUCUUAGAUUAACGUUAUGCGAAGUUGAAAUUAACACAAAAACAAAAAAAAUGGAAAAGGCUUUUGGCGAAAAUUGCGAUUCGGAUUCAAACUGUUUUGAACAAAAUACAGUUUGUAUUCCGGAAAAAGAACCCUAUGAUUUGGAUUAUUUACCUUAUUCAUGUCAAUGUUCCGCCUACACUAUUCGCAAAGAUAACAAUUGUUAUCGAGCUACAGACAUUCUUUUGAAGGAGGUUAACUUUGAGGGUGAGUUUAUCAGGGAGGAAGAGAGUAUCGUAAAUUUAACAGCCCUAUUAGUGAAUAAUGCUGGUUGGCCAAUCAUCGAAUCAACUUUACCAAUAACCAACUAUGAUUUUACAAUAUAUAUUUCCGAUUCAGUUAGUAGUAACCUAACCGCAAAAUGGAGGAAAAACGUAAGCUUAUUUUCGGAACAUGGACUAAACAAAGAAUUACUUAGUAGGAUGGAAAAAAAUUCAUCAAAAAGGGGUGAAGCCACUAUAUCUUUAUCAGUUUUCUUCAACUUUCCGAAAUUACAAUGUUUCAACAAGACGUAUAUCUGCAUUAAUGUAUUGGAAUCGCCUUACAGCAAAUAUCUGGAAUGGGAUAAGGCAAACAAUCAAAUUUGUUCUAUAUUUUCAAAUUUUGUAAAUUGCAAACCAGAUUUAGAUUUAUCAAUAUUGAAAAUCACUCUACUUGAUGGGCAACAACAGUUUUAUAGAAGCGUUAUUCAAAAUCAUACUUUUACUAUUACUUUAUUGAAUUUACCUUCAAAUCUUCAUGACGUCAUAGAAUUAUUCGAUGAAUAUUUUAAUUAUGAUAUUGAAAGUGUUUCAACCAGUAGAAUAGAAGAUAUUAAUAGUACAAAUCCUAAUUGGAAGAUGGUAGAACUAGAAUUAAAGCAAAAACAAAAUGGCAUUAAAAUCGGAAAUACUUUAAAUUUAACAAUUCAAAUUUCAACUUAUUUUUCAAGGUCACAGUGCGAAGGUGACUUGUACAUUUGCUUUAGAAUUAUCUCGUCAAAUUCAUCAUCUUUUACGGAAAGUAACAGAACUAAUGAUAUUUUAUGCAUUGACCUAACACCUUAUAAAAAUUGUACACCAGCUGUUGAUAUUGAGGCAAAUCUUACUAUUCCCAGACAAACAAUAGUAAGGGGUUAUAUUCAACAUUUACAAACAUAUUUAAAAUGGACGAAUAUCGAUAAAAGAUUUAGCGUUGAAAACGUUCCAUUCAACAGGAAUAAUUUUAAUAUUACAUUGUUUUUUACUGAUAUUAAUUUGGAAAUGAAUGAUUCAGUACAAUACUAUAAAAGUAUUGUUAAUUCAUCGCUUAUUCAAACAAAUUUAUCAAUCAAUUGUUAUAUUUUAAUGGAAUUUAUUAACACAUUCAAAAUUCCCAGAAGUCUCUGCUCUAAAUACAAAUUUUUAUGUUUCAAAGUUCUACCGGCAAAUGGAUCAUCCUAUAGUCUCCUUCAUUCUAAAAAUAGUCUUUCUUGUACGAAUGUUGAAAGCUAUAUAAACUGUUUAGGCCUAACAAUCAAAGAUCUAAAUCUUAGGACUGUCACUAAUAAUUUAACGGAAGGAACCAUAAGUCAAUUUUCAGUUACAUGGAGUGAAGGAAGUGAUGUAAAUUACAUUGUAAAUUUUACAGACAGAGGAGAUUCAAUAUCAUGGAAUUGGUUUAAAGCAGAUCACGUAGAUUCAUUCGGAUUAAUUGAGAAUAUUAUACAGUAUAAUUUCACAGAGUAUGGUAUAUAUAACGUUAGUUUAACUGCUUGGAAUGAGGCCGGAAUUGAAAUUUGUUGGUUAAUCAAGCUUGUGGAACCGAUAUUAAAGAACCACGUUUCUAUAUACACCGAAUAUACUCCGAAUGAACCUCCUGUACAAGUUUUCUUCUACGCAAACUACAAGUAUGUAAUAAACAAUGAAACAAAGAGUAUACUGAUGACGUGUAUUGUUGAAACUGGUGAAAAUUUCAUCAUAUCUAAAACUGAUAUUCUUACUUUGUCUAAACCGUUAAUUAUUGAUUACAACUAUUUAAACGAUGAAUUUAGAUCAAAGGCAAUAAUAACCUGUAACAAUUCAAUAUCUAUUAUCACGAGUACUCGGAUAAUUAAACUGCAACAGAACGUCAUUGGUUUAAAUAUGAAAUUUCAGGAUAGAUAUUGGUCAUCCUUUGAAAAUAUCUCUUUAGAAUUAACGUUAAAAAAUGGAAGCGAUGUUGAAUAUGAAAUUUCUUUCGGAGAUGGUAGUACUAAAAUUUUGAAGAAUUUUCUAUUAAUGGCAAAUCUAGAACCGUUUUAUGUGUAUUAUUCCUACUCGAUGAUUGGUGAAUAUAAAGCAAUGGCUACGGCUAGAAAUAAAUUUUUCAAUUGUUCGAGUGAAACUGUUGAAAGUGUAAUUAUUCAACAUAAAAUAAAGAAAAUUGAUUUAAUAAUUCGGUAUGAAAAGCCUAGAAAAGUUAAUUUAACAAUUGUGGAGAUGACGAUUGAAAAUGGAUUCAAACCAACAAAUGUAUCGUGUUUAUUGGAAAUGGGAGAUGGAAAUGAAACGUUGCUUCGUAACGUUGAUUUAACAAAAGGAACAUCUGUAUUAUACGAAUAUAGUAGAAUGUUUAAUAAAAGGGAAAGGAGACAUUUAACAUUAGUAGCAAACUGCUCUAAUAAUGUUUCUAAUCAUUCUGUUCAAAAAAACAUUUCACUCGAAGAGGAAAUAACUGGACUUUAUUUUUCAGUCAACAACAAUAUCAUCAAAGUUAAUGAAUCGUUGAAUUUUACACUUUCCCUCUCAACUGGAGUUAAUAUUCUAGCAGUUGUUGAUUAUGGAGAUGGCCAGUCUGAUAGUAAACUGAUAGAUACAGUUUAUAAGAGUAACUAUUGGAUCCACAAAUACGAGAAAGCUGGAAAUUUCAAUGCAAGUGUUUUAGUAAGAAAUAGCGUUAAUGAAUUAACAGCGACAGCGUUACCUUCAACAAUCAUUGUUCAAGUACCUAUUUUUGAUCUUGCUAUCAAUGGGCCAAACAUUAGUUGUUUAGAUGAACAGCCAGUAAACUUUUCAAUGAGAAUUAAUCAACAUAGACAAUCUCCAACAAAUGUUUCUUGCAUCUUUCAACCAACAAAUGAAAAUAUAAUUCAUAAAUUUCGUGUGAGUAAACAACCGUCAAUCAUUCAAAGUCACAAAUACGAAAAAAGUGAUGUUGGUAAAAAUAUUUCAGUUAAAAUAUCAUGUAAGAAUUUGAUUAGUAAAUUUGAAAAUUCACUAAAUUUAUUGGUAUUUGAGAAAAUUAAGAAUUUAUCAGUUAAAAUCGCAAAACCGGCUUACGAAAUAAUGGAAAAUGUAUCUUUAAAGAUUACUGUUGAAGCUGGUUCGUCAGUGAUAUAUAAAAUACAUCAUUUAUCAUCAGUUCUAUUGGAAAAUCAUCCAAAAAUAUUCGCCAGCGAUCAACCAUUACUGGUUAAUCUAUUAUUUUACCAAAUUGGAAAUUAUUCAAUAAUUGUAGUUGGGGAAAAUAAUCCAAGUAGAGAAGAGCAAACAAUUAAGAUAGUUGUGCAGAAUAGAAUUGAAAAUAUUGGCCUAAAAGCAAACAAUUCCGUUUUGUGGACACCUGGAAUUAUUACCUACGAACUCUAUUCUGAAUCUACUCAGAAAAUCCUUAAGGAUAUCUAUUGUAUAUUUGAAUUUAGCAAUGGCGAAUCAACUCAUGAAUUUAUCUCAAAUUGGCCACCAAAAAUUUCAUUUGUAUAUCAGUAUUAUUUUUCAAGAAAUUCAAUUGGCAAUUUAACUACAAAUGUAAUUUGUAGUAAUUUAUUGUCUGUUAAAAACCUACAGAGUUUGUCAGAAAUUAUAUUAGACGCUGUAACAAUAGAACAAUUAACGGCUAAUGAAAGCGUCCUAUUAACAAAUGUAACAACUGUAAUUGCAAAAAUUGGCAGAAUGGCAACUAAUUCGUGUUUUAUCUUUGAUUUUGGCGAUGAUAAAUAUUCAACGAAAAUGGCAUUUGGCGUUAACGACAUCUGUCGGGAAUACGCUUUCGGCGAGUCGAUAAACUUUACUGAAAUUGCCUAUGAUCAAACAACAAUUGUAAUAGAUUAUCUAUACGAAGAGAUAGGAUAUUAUAAUAUUAAAGUCAAAGGAUUUAAUCAUAUAACUAAAGAUGAGAGAAAUUUUACAACAACAGUCGCAGAUUGGUAUUGUUAUAGUCCAAAUGCGUCUGUACCAAUUGGCUAUACUUUUCAAAAUAGACCAUUCAAGGUUAUAAAGAGUAGUCCAGUUGAAAUACCAGUUAACAUAAGUUGGGAUUGUAUGAAAACAAAUAGAAUACUAUACGAAUGGAAAAUUUUCAAAAUGGAUACCAAUUCUUUAGAAUUUACGUCAAAUAAUAAAACAUUGAAUUUAAGAGAAAGACAAUUGUCUUACGGAAUUUACGAAAUUCAAUAUUUUUUACAAAUGUUCAAUCAGCCAUUUGCCAAUAAUACUUAUAAAUAUUAUUUAGAAAUAAUACCCAGUCCUCUAAUUGUAAACAUUGACAAUAACAAUUGGACAACUGCCGAAUUUCUUACGAAUAAGACAUUUAAUGCUGAAUUCUUCAGUUUCGAUCCGGAUAAUGAUCCUAAUGAAAAAUUGAAGGAUACCUAUUUCAAGUGGUAUUGUAGGAAAAUCGGCGAAAAGUUACCAACGAAUGACAAACAUAUAGGAGUAGAUUUUUUAAAUGUACCUCCUACUUUGAAUGAAUUUCAAGAAAAUGGAGGAUGCUUUGGAAAUGGUCCUGGAUUUAUUGAAAAUGGUGGAAAUGGAAAGUUGACUUUAAAUACUUAUUACAUGAUACCAAAUACAACAUAUAUUAUUAGCGUUAAAAUUCUGUCGAAUAUUGAAAAGAGAGAAGCGACUUAUGAGCAAAUGUUCUAUUUACAACCAUUCAAAAGACCAACACUUAAAAUGAGUGAUAUAACCACUGGAAACACAUCACGUGAUGAGAUUGAAAUUAAAGGUAGUACUCUUCUUCCUGGUACUCUGUAUAAUUUAAUUGUUGAAGGAAGAAUGAUGGAAAUUAACAAUAACGACUAUGGAUCAGUAAAUGAAACAUUUCUUAUGAAUAGACCACCGUUCGGUGGUAAUUGCAAUUGCCAACCUAGAACUGGUUUUGCGUCAAUAACCAAUUUUGAAAUAAGCUGUCGAGGUUGGCAGGAAUUUAAAAAAUUAAAAAAUUCGUCAGGUUUAAAAUACGAGUAUAGGGCAAGACCUCAGGGAAGAAAACAGAGUUUCUUACUCUACUUUUCAUAUAAUCAGGAAGCUGUACACUUGAUGUUGCCAGUUGGUAAUCCAAAAAAUGGAAUUACUGAAACGGUCAUAAGCGUAAUUGAUUCGAUUGGUGAUCAAUAUGAAUAUAUAUUUGAUGUUCAUGUCCAACCGCCUCCUAUCCCUGAAAAUAAACUAUUAGACUUGACCUUGGAUAUUGUAUCGAAUGAUAAUUUAAAAUUGCAGUUGAACGCUGGCAACAUAAAUGUUGCUAAUCAUAUUGGAAAGUUAAAUACUGUAUUAAAUAGAAACAAACUUUCUAAAAGAAUCAAACAGGAUAUAUCAAUAAGCCUACUAGAAACAUCCAUUCUAACAACUACUGCAGCUGAUAGUUAUAAGGAAGAUGUACAAGAUAAAGAGGAGAUCAUUAGCCUUAUGAAUGUUAAUAAUUCAUCAUCAACUUUAUUCUUUUGCGAUAUAAUCUCAAAUGAUGAUGAUGAUGAUUCGAAAAUUGCAACAAAUCUAACAAAAACAACUUUCAAUAAUAGUAGUAAUGACAAACUGAGAAAUGUGAUGACAAAUGUUGUCAAGAUCAUUCAUAAUGUCAGUGAUGAAUUGCUAUUAGAACAGAGAGUGGAUGAGCAAGCUUUAAAUGUUAAAUUUGAAAAAAUGAGCAUCACUAUUGAGAAAAUAUCUUCAAUGAAUAUUAAAUACAAUGAUAGCGAUACGUCAAAAUUUGGAUCAGUAAAAUUAAAUUCCUUUGAAAAUGGCAAUCAUUCUUGUAUUACAAGAACAUUAUUAAUAUCAGGUAUUAAUCCUUAUAUGUGGGAUAAAUCUGCUUUGAAUGUUACGUCAUCCAUUGCCGAAUUCCAAAUUCGGCCUUGUAAUUCAAUAUUAAAGAUUGAAGAGAGAAGAAAGAAGAGAAGUAUCCAUAUUCCCCAAACUAAUUACUCUCUUAGUUUAAAUAUGAAGAAUCCUUAUAAAGGUUUUCAAUACGUAAACACAACAAAUCAGUCAGCCAUUCAUACUCUAAAUGCGACAAGGAACGCUCUAAUACUGACGUUUAAUUUAAAUAGCGAUGAUGCAAUCUCAGUGCUCAUUGGUUAUAAUCUAAAACCAAAUAGAGAAAUGAAUAAUGCGUCAUAUAUCUUACCAAAUUUGAAUAAGACGUGUUCAUUUAAUUUUGAUCAAGAAGAAGAUUGCAACGAGUAUAGAAGAACAAUUAUGCUUAGACCGGAAGUAAAUCAAACAGUUUUUGCCGUUGUUUCGUGUUCCAACUGCUCAAAGCAAAUACUCAAUUAUAGUAUUCAAAUGUCUUAUCCAUUGUGUAAAUUGUGGAACGGGAAUGUUUGGCAAGAAAGCGAUUCGUGUAAAGUCAACGAAGAGACGACAGCGUCGAAAACAAAAUUUACAAGCAAUCUGUUUGGGAGUUUGGGUGCCGAAUUAGAAUUGGCGCCAAAUCUUAUAGAUUUUUAUACAAUAUUCAACGACUUUACAAAUAAAUUGGCAAAUAAUGCAGCUGUCUUUGGAACAAUAUGUUCGUUGUUUGUUCUGUUCAUUCCUCUUGCGUUACUAGUAAGAAGAUUGGAUAAAAGAGAUAAGCUACGUUGGACUCCUUUACCAUUAUUGGACAAUUAUAAAAAGGAUACAAAUGAAUACGAAGUACACGUCUACACCGGAAAUCAGAGGAAAGGUGGUACCAAGUCCAAAGUGGCUUUAACAUGCUAUGGGAGUCAAAGUAUUACCGGAAAUAGGAUAUUAAUUUCGCAGGAAGUGGUCUCCUUUAACGCGGGAAGUGUAAGAUCAUUUAUUAUGACAACAAAUAGUGCUAUUGGAUCAAUCAUCUGUAUUAAAGUCUCCCUUGAGAAAGAUAACAAUUCAGCGAAAGAGUACGAUCCUUGGUUCUUAUCAAGGAUAAUCAUCAUUGAUAAAGUUGCAAAUGCUUGGUAUAAUUUUGAUUGCGAUCAAUGGUUGUCGCCUAUACACGCCGAUUGUCAAGUAGAAAGAGUUCUCAUUGCGAGAAGAAACGAGGAAAUAAUGAAUGUAGAUGAAUUAUUUAAGAGAAAUUUAAGGCAAAGAUUAACAAAUGAUCAUUUAUGGGUGUCGGUUGGAGCGAAAAGAUCUAAAUCUCAAUUUACAAGAUUUCAAAGAUUAACAGUUUGCUUUGUUGCUCUAUUUUUGUCAAUGAUUGCCAGUUGUAUGUUUUACAAAAAUUCUGGAGAGGCUAAAGGUCACGUUGGAUUGUCAUUCGGUCCGGUUACUUUUACUGUCUAUGAAUUAUAUGUUGGUUUGGCGAGUAGCGUUGUUGUAUUUCCUGGACUGGUUCUGAUUACAGUACUCUUUAGUUCGAAAAAAUGGAAAAAGUAUACCGUUCCUUUGGGAUGGAUUGUGGCAAUUUUAACGACAAUCGUAGCGGCAUUUUUUACAAUUUUAUAUUCUAUACAAUGGGGACAGGAGAAAUCACUACAAUGGUUGAUAUCGUUCCUUUUAUCAUUCUUACAAAGCAUCGUUUUAGUUCAACCAAUCAAAAAUAGAUCAAUAGCGAAUGUCAUAUCAAAAAUCCAUGUGGUAAAGAACUAUGAACAAUUUUGGAAUUGGAUGGAAAAGAACGCAAUUCCCCAACUCUAUCCAAAAACCCAUUAUAAUAAUAAGAAUCUAUCUACGUACGAUUUAAAGUAUACGGCUGAAUUGAAUCAUAUGAGAUUUUCAUCAGUCAGACUCUUUCAGAAGAGAGUUAAAAAACACCAAUGCGAAACUAUUGCAAGUAUGAAAAUACUAUUGAAAAGCUACAAAUGUUUUGGAUACUAUUCAAAUUCUGCUAGUAGUACUGGGAAUUUUUCUGUCAAUUGGGAUCGUUUCAAUGUAAAUACAACGCACAGCGCUUUCUUAUACUCAGUACAGGAGAGAGGCUAUUUAAUUUCAUUAGGACAAAUGGCUGACAAAGCUUUGAAUAUUAUAUUUGAAUUGAAAAAUUUCGGUUGGCUAGACCGUCAAACGCGUCACAUUCAAUUGGAAGUAACUAUAUUGAAUCAGGAAACAGUUUCUCAGGCUGUUUGGUCAUUUGAAUUCAAACCUUUUGGCGGCAUAAUAACAACAGUUAGAAGUGAUUCUUUAAACUUGUAUAGAUAUACAGGAGCCGGUGGUCUAGUUAGACUUGUGUUUGAAGCUAUUGUAAAGCUUGAUCCAACAAUGUUGGCAGAAGAUCACAAAGUGUUCGAAUACAUCACGAAAUCUAUCUGCAAAAUGUUCUCUAAGGAUAUUGGCGCUAAAGAAAAUCUCAAGAGUGAACAUGUUAAUAAAUUUACAGAGCUAAAUAAUAGAAUAGAUCGUUUGGAAGAGUUUAUCUUUUCGUCGGAUAUUUCCAAAGAUCUUGAACAGCUAAAAGUUAUAUUGGUUGAAUUAAAACUCCAAAAUAUUUCUUGUUUAACUAAUGAAAUGUUGGAUAGCAAAACAUACAAAAAAUGA